Microplitis demolitor is the source of this 1491-nucleotide messenger RNA. Its product is annotated as ATPase ASNA1 homolog. Gene Ontology annotation, cellular component: GET complex. The transcript has 6 exons. Gene Ontology annotation, biological process: post-translational protein targeting to endoplasmic reticulum membrane. Gene Ontology annotation, molecular function: ATP hydrolysis activity; ATP binding. The coding region runs from base 333 to 1349 and encodes 338 amino acids. Lineage: Eukaryota; Metazoa; Arthropoda; Insecta; Hymenoptera; Braconidae. The record is from RefSeq and is a predicted model, not a curated record.
UUGAUUUUGUCGACUGAAGCUGAGAAUUCGAGACAAUUCUAGCCUAUCUAUAUAGACAUCAUAAAUUUUGACGUGUAUGUGUGUGAUUCGAUAAAAAUCAACCUCAUAAAUAUAUUAAGCACGUAUGUAUCCAUGCGGACGUAAGCUGGAUAAAAAUAAUAAUUAAUAACAAACAAAUAAUAACUUCUGUGACUUUAAAUACCUCGUCAAUAAAAAAAAAUAAAAUACAAAAACAAUAAAUUAUAGGUUGUCAUGAUAUUCUGACUUGUGUUUAUUAAAUGUACAUCACAUAUAUUUUUUAAAAAUAUUAACAAAUAAAUAAAAAAUAAAAAAUGAAUACAAACAACAGUAUCGAGAUCGAGCAACUCGAAGCAUCAGUUCGAAAUGUCAUUGAGCAAAGAUCCUUACGAUGGAUAUUUGUCGGUGGCAAAGGUGGUGUUGGUAAAACCACAUGCAGUUGUUCCUUGGCUGUACAAUUGUCAAAAGUACGUGAAAAUGUCCUCAUUAUUUCAACUGAUCCAGCCCACAAUAUAUCUGAUGCAUUUGAUCAAAAAUUCAGCAAAGUUCCGACCAAAGUAAAAGGUUUUGAUAAUUUAUUUGCCAUGGAAAUUGAUCCAAAUGUUGGGAUGACCGAACUUCCGGAAGAAUAUUUUGAAAAUGAAAAUGUAAUGGGUAGUGAAGCCAUGCGAUUAAGUCGAAGUGUUAUGCAAGAAAUCGUAGGCGCCUUCCCGGGCAUUGAUGAAGCAAUGAGCUACGCUGAAGUCAUGAAACUUGUUAAAGGAAUGAACUUUUCGGUUGUUGUAUUUGACACAGCACCUACUGGUCAUACGCUUCGACUUUUAUCCUUUCCACAAGUUGUCGAAAAAGGAUUAGGCAAAUUAAUGCGUUUAAAAAUGAAAAUAAGUCCUUUUAUAUCACAGAUAAGCUCAUUGUUGGGAAUGUCAGAUUUUAAUGUCGAUAGUUUUUCAAAUAAAAUGGAAGAAAUGCUUGCAGUGAUAAGACAAGUAAAUGAACAAUUUAAAGAUCCAGAUCAAACAACAUUUAUUUGUGUUUGUAUAGCUGAAUUUUUAUCGCUAUACGAAACGGAGAGACUUGUGCAGGAAUUAACUAAGUGUGGUAUUGACACCCACAAUAUUAUUGUUAACCAGCUGUUGUUCCUCAAGGAAGGCGAUGUGCCAUGUAGACUUUGCUUAGCUCGGCACAAAGUCCAGGGAAAAUAUUUAGACCAGAUCAUGGAUCUUUAUGAGGAUUUCCAUGUGACAAAACUUCCUUUACUCGAGCGUGAAGUUCGAGGUGUUGAACAUGUCAAGGAAUUCUCGGAAAAUCUUGUCAAGCCAUACAAGCCUUAAUUAAUAAUAAUAAUUAUAAUAAAUAUUAAUGGUUGAUUGAGACAAACAUUUGAAUGCAAUAAGAAUCAUUUAGAGGUGCCUCAGCAUCAAAAUUUUAUAUUUAUAAAUAUCGAUUAAUUUAUGAAAAAAAAAAAAAAAGAAA